Aspergillus ibericus CBS 121593 is the source of this 2465-nucleotide messenger RNA. RefSeq names its product DUF2013 domain-containing protein. Gene Ontology annotation, cellular component: actin cortical patch. Gene Ontology annotation, biological process: actin cortical patch assembly; actin cortical patch localization; endocytosis. The record is from RefSeq and is a predicted model, not a curated record. Bases 169 to 2343 code for a protein of 724 amino acids. The transcript has 7 exons. Lineage: Eukaryota; Fungi; Ascomycota; Eurotiomycetes; Eurotiales; Aspergillaceae. Gene Ontology annotation, molecular function: Arp2/3 complex binding.
CAUCACUUCUUUCUCUUCGCUUUCUUCUUCCCCAGCACCCCCGCAGCAUCCGCCUCGUUUCCGCUCUCUCUCUCCCUCCGGAGCACCGUCUAGCUACUCGGUACGGGCGCAAGACGGGAUGAGUGCAGGGACACGACCCGCCCGACGAGGACGACUGAGCUGUGGGAAAUGGACUUUGAGGUCUCCUUGGAGAACGAGCAGCAAUUCUGGGACGAAAUCCAAGAUAUCGUUUCCUCCCCUUGCUCCUCGGAAGACCACAUCGACAAUGCGCUCCGAUCUUAUCUGAGCCUAGCUACGAAGUACAAAGAUGAAUAUCUUCAGUCCGAGUUGGAUGUCACCCGAUGCUCGUAUAAAUUGCUAGCGUCGAAUAUCUUCGUCGCUCAUACGGACUAUGUUCGGAGGCAGAUGCUCUAUGGAUUGCUGCAGGAUGACGACCCAGCGACUCUUCACUUGAUCGGAUCAUUUUUGCUCUUCGACGGCCGGCAGCAUGAUGUGGCGUUUCGGAUGAUGAAUGAGGAGGGUUUGUUCCCUCGGUUGUUGGAGCUUCUGCAGGCCCGGAAUAGAAAAGAGGAAGAGGGGGUUCCGGCUGGACUGCAUCGACUGCUGAUGGAUAUGAUGUACGAGAUGUCGAGAAUUCAGAGGAUUAAGAUUGAGGAUUUGGUUCUCGUGGAUGAUGAAUUCGUCAAAGGCCUCUUUGACAUUAUUGAGGACCUCUCUUACGAUGUCAAUGACCCUUAUCAUUAUCCGGUCAUUCGUGUUUUGCUGGUUUUGAACGAGCAAUUCAUGAUUUCCGCGCAUGAUCCGGUCGACGAGCAUUCUCCGAUGAAUUUCUUGACGAAUAAAAUCAUCAAGAUCCUGUCGGUGCACGGCAAUCUGUACAAGACUUUCGGCGAGAACAUCAUCCUAUUGAUCAAUCGUGAAGCGGAAACAUCGCUCCAGCUUCUGACCCUCAAACUCUUGUACCUCAUCUUCACUACCCCAAGCACCUACGAAUACUUCUUCACAAAUGAUCUGCAUGUCCUCGUCGACAUUUUGAUCCGAAAUCUUCUGGACUUGCCCGAGGAGGCGUCCGCUCUCCGACACACCUACCUGCGCGUGCUUUACCCACUCCUGGCUCAUACGCAGUUGAAAUAUCCCCCAUUCUACAAGCGGGAUGAACUCAAGCGGGUCCUUCGUCUUCUCGUCCACGGCCAGCUCGCUGAUGGCGGGCCUGAUCGUGAGAAGAUCAUGCACUUCGACGAGGUGGACGAGACGACGCGAAGACUGGUUCUUCGCUGCGCCACCGUCGAAUGGUUACGAGAUCCAGAGCCGGAGAAGCCGUCUCACGAUGAAGAUGCUGCGCCGGCCCCCCCGGCCGCAGAUAGUGUACCUCCCGAUGUUGAGUUCGGAGUCCCAUUGGAGACCACUCGGACCCUUUCUCCCACCAGCACGGUCGACAGCUCACCCGAGAAUAUGUCGCCUACCAGGCUGGAUGGUCCAGGCUCCAGCUCUUGCAGAGAUGCGCACCGCAAGCUCAGCCAAGCGCAACGACUAGGCAUGCACCUCGAGCCCGCGUCUUCUUCCUCCCUCAGUGUCCAAGAAGUAGCAUCACAGCACGUGAAGCCCGGUGUCAUGACACCCAGCCGUAACGAUGCUCGUGUGUCCACAGAAGGCCCAACGAGCCCGUCAAAGUUGCCGGGCAAGCCUAAGAUCAAGCCCCUUCCUCCAAGGGCAAGACGUUGGCGCGGGAGGCGAGAAGACGAACAGGCAGACAGGAUCCCUGAAGACGCACAAUCUCAGCAUACGAGUCCUCUUGUUCCACACGCAACGUUAGUGGGCGUCAACCACGUCGAACGAGCAUACUCCACCGGCACCGUACCACCGCCCAUCGCUGGUCACACGCGCCGUUCUGCCUCCAACCCACCCCCGGCCGUUCCUCCACCCCGACGCUCAACAGUCCCCCACCUCCACGCAGGUCAUGGAGUUGGCCAUCACACCAUUCCUGUCACUAGCCACUGCACUCCGCUCACCAGUCCAUCUCGACCUGCACAACAACAGCAACAUCACCACAGCAUCAGCACACCCAGUACAUCAAGCACCGCUCCACCUUCCCAACCUGCCGCCAGCACAAACACCCUCCAUCCCUCAAAGCACGGACAAAAACCAGAACCCCCUAAAACCCGCCGUCGAGGCCGCACCCGCGGCCCGACUGAUUCUGCGGAUAAAUCCCUCCACACGCCAGAUUCUCCCGGGGAGCAUCUCGACAGCGACCAGCAGCAGCAAAAUGGCCACGCGGGCAGUGAACCCAAGUCCGAUGCUACCGUGAGUGUCGAGGAAGCCCUGCAGAAUGUUUCUCUCGAGUGAGAGAGAAAGUAAGGGUGGCUCAUUUCAUAUUUUCAUCCCACAUAAUUUGAUCUGAAGUAGCAUAGCAUACCACUAUCUAAUCAUCGUCAUCAAUUGCAUCAGCAUAGCAGCGUGUUCAUUAC